UGUUGUGACUGUAGCUUGCGCCUGCAGGAGAGUGCUUGCUGCGUAGACCAUUAAAACACAAUACGACGAUCAGCCCGAAGUUCGAAUUUAAAAUUCGUCAUUUCCAUUUUAGCCGCGUGUGCGAUCACAACCGUUUUGUUCGAGCUCGAAAGAUUUGAUUUUGUGUUUUAAUAUUUUUAGUAUCUAAUAUUUUUGCGUUGUUUCAAGAGUGUUCUUAUGUUUGUUUGAGUGUUGUCGGGCGUUUUUUUGGAAGUUCCUCGUCAAAGAAGGCAGAGUCAUUGCAUUGAAUCAAAUUCAAAACCGGAACCAUCCAAGAUGGCCUUUGCUCUGCUGAGAAAUUGUGCUCGCUCGUCGAUCCCGCUGCUGGAGCGAAAUUUUGCAGCGCUUACUACAAUGCAUGGCACCGGAGCUACUCUAAUCCCACAUUCACAAAAGAUUGACCAGACCACUGCCGGACAACCGUUGCCCAAUUUCGUGUCGACCAAUGUGCGAAAGUACUCCAAAAAAGCUAACCGACCCGAACGGGCCUACGAGAGCGAUUCCGAUUCAGACUCGGACGAUGAACGGGACACUCACAGCAAGAGGCAGGGUCUCCGCCGGGAAAGGGGAAACUCCGAAUUUUGGCGACGAAAGAUGCGUACCCUGCACGGCGUGCUGGACGUCAACAAUGAUGGUGUCAUUUCCUACGACGACUUCAUGCUACUGACAGAGAACUUCGCCACCCAGGGUCAUUUGAGCCCAGCAGAGAAGGAAGAAUUCCGCGAAAUCAUGAAGGAAACCUGGAUCAAGCAGUGGGGCGAAAUCACACCGUACAACCUGGUAACGGUGGAGCAGUACCUGGCCGACAUGCACCACGUGGUCAACGACAAGGACCUGCGCAAGAAGGUGCACCGAUUUUUGCCGUACCUGUACAAAGCGGUCGACAAGGACCACUCCGGAUCGAUUUCGCUGAACGAGUUCAAGCUGUUCUUCCGCUGUUUGGGCCUCACGGAGGAGGAUGCCGCCGUUUCGUUUGCCGUGAUCGACAAGAACGGCGACGGACAGGUCACGUUGGACGAAUUCUUGAAGCUGGGACGGGACUUCUUCCUCACCGAACGGGAGGAGAACGUUUCCCGGCUAUUCUGGGGACCGCUGGUGGACCAUUGAACUGAAAAAAGGAUGGCUAAAGUAGUGCCGACGGGCGAGUGUCGAAAUGAGGAACCAUGUAGGAAGAAAUAAGAGUCUUGAAAGCAGUCUUUUCACAUACCUUAAUAUUGGAUAUUUAACAUUAGGAUUUUGUCUGAUUUGUGAUAAUCAAAAUCAUUUACAUGAGAAAUAAAGUGUUUGAUAAAAAAAAAAACA
Molecule: messenger RNA, 1341 nt
Organism: Aedes aegypti (yellow fever mosquito)
Lineage: Eukaryota; Metazoa; Arthropoda; Insecta; Diptera; Culicidae
Gene: CBP
Product: sarcoplasmic calcium-binding protein
Exons: 4
Coding region: 316-1146 (276 amino acids)
Biological process (GO): mitochondrial calcium ion homeostasis; calcium import into the mitochondrion
Cellular component (GO): uniplex complex
Molecular function (GO): calcium ion binding
Source: RefSeq, a predicted model, not a curated record